Homalodisca vitripennis (glassy-winged sharpshooter) is the source of this 983-nucleotide messenger RNA. RefSeq lists its product as uncharacterized. The coding region runs from base 1 to 888 and encodes 295 amino acids. NCBI's taxonomy places the organism in Eukaryota, Metazoa, Arthropoda, Insecta, Hemiptera, Cicadellidae. The transcript has 5 exons. The record is from RefSeq and is a predicted model, not a curated record.
AUGAUGGAAGACGAUGAUACACCUAGUGAGCCUAGCGUUCUUCAGUACUCAGGAUCAGAUGACUUCCAACCUUCUGAUGAAUUUAGUUCAGAUGACUCUCGGCACUCUGGAAACCCUGAAAAUUCUGCUGGUGAUGGUGAUGGCGAAGGACAUGAUGAAAUGAUUCCAGUUGCUGUUCAAGAAGAGCCACCCAAAAGGACACGAAAACGUCAAAAAAGAGAAAGCAAGCGACAAAUUAGAAAGAAGCAAAGGAAUUCUGGUUCGUCCUAUAAAACAGAGAAAGGUGAUGAUGUUGAGGACAUUGGACUUCUGGAAGAGGUGGCUGAACCAGGCCGCCCAUAUGUGGAAUUGGUGACGCUGGUUGCUCUAUUUAUACAUAAGGUUGACACAAAUAUGAGGGAAUGUGUGACUGCUGAAGAAAGAAUACUCAUAACUCUAAGGUAUUUGGCUACAGGAUGUUCAUUUGUCGCUCUCUCUUUAUAUUUUGCAAGAGGCGAGAGUACAGUUGGAGUCAUUAUUAAAGAAACCAAGAAAAUCAUUUGGAAUGCAUUGCAAGCAACUUACAUGCCGGUACCAAUAGAUGACCAAUGGAAAAUAAUUGCCGAACGUUUUGAGACAUUGUGGAACUUACCAAAUUGCCUUGGGGCGUUAGACGGAAAGCAUAUCCGCAUUGAGAAAUAUCCAGAUACUGGUUCAGAAAAUUUUAACUAUAAAAGUUUCAAUUCAAUAAUCUUACUCGGAUGCUGUGAUGCUGGUGGUGCUUUCACUAUGAUAGAACCAGGAUAUGCUGGACGAAAUAGCGAUGGAGGUGUUUACAAGGUCAGUGCCAUGCGAUACUGGCUCAACCAUGGUGCUUUUCAAACUCCGCCACCCACCCCAUUGCGAUAAGACGACAUACAAAGACCAUUCCCUUACUACUUCUUGGCAGAUGAAGCGUUUCCACUAGCACGCAAUGUAAUGAGACCAUACAAUGGAAAAUCACU